GCAUAUUGAAUGUUGAGACUGAUUGGCCUUCGCAACUCAGUUUGCUUCAGAUUCGAAAUUCUGGGUAAUGUCAAAGAAAGCUAAACGUGCUUUGAAGUCAAUAGCGGAUUACUUAUUUCUAAGUAAAAGUGCACAUGGAAGCAUAUAUUCUAAAAACAGACACAAAGGUUAUUUUCAUCCUUGCAACAUAAUUCCUAAUAAAUAUAUAUACAGAAUUCGAAUAUGUUACAAAUUUACCUUUACAGAUGUUGUUUUAUUUCAACUCGCUUUAUUCCCCAUUUUGGUUUAUCGGAACGCUAAUGACACUCAUUAUAGAGUUCGAAUACUUAGACCCCGUUUAUAAAGUAAUUAAUACUGCCGUAUUCGUCUUAUACUCUGUUUUGGAAGGCCUUAGACUGUAUCUUGGGUAUGCUGGAAAUUUGAUGGAGCUGGUCCCUGAACUAGCUGGAUCAUGGUUACUGACUAUUUUGAUACAACUUCCAGCUAUUUCUUUCAUGUUAUUCAACUGUGAUAUGAUUAUAUCAUCAUUUGAGAGAACUAUCCAUAUAAUUGAGUUUAUAAUGGUAGUCUUUGAAUCUUUGGUUGGAUUUUUUGUUCUAAAACUUAUGGUACAAAUGCAAGCCCUAAAGUUCCAUUCACAUUUACGCUCUCGUAAGAUUGAAAAUUUUGAGAACAAAUCUCUUGAAUAUCAGAUGUGAUUUUUGAUA
Molecule: messenger RNA, 707 nt
Organism: Schistosoma guineensis
Lineage: Eukaryota; Metazoa; Platyhelminthes; Trematoda; Strigeidida; Schistosomatidae
Source: the annotation of a GenBank genome assembly